CCUUGUUCCUUUUUAGUUCCUCCAUACAUACAACAUGGCAGCGCAAGUAGCACCGGGAGGCACCGGCGGUGGAAACACGGCUUUCAGGGACAAGGAAAAGCCCAGGGCGGUCCGCAUAGCCAACAUCGUCGCGGCGAGAGCCGUGUCCGAUGCAAUCCGAACAUCGCUCGGGCCCAAGGGAAUGGACAAGAUGAUCCAAACCGGCAAGGGCGAGACCAUCAUCACCAACGACGGUGCGACCAUGUUGAAGCAAAUGAGCGUCAUGCACCCCUCCGCAAAGAUGCUGGUCGACCUCGCACACGCCCAGGACAUUGAAGCUGGUGACGGCACCACGUCCGUCGUGGUCAUAGCAGGCAGUCUGCUUGGUGCUGCCGAGCGGUUACUGUCAAAGGGCAUCCACCCCACCGUCAUCUCAGAAGCUUUCCAGCGCGCCGCCGCACAUGCCAUCGAGAUUCUCACCGACAUGGCGAUACCCAUCUCGCUGAGCGACCGACCCACCCUGUUGAGAGUGGCGACAACCGCGCUCUCCUCCAAGAUCGUAGCCCAGGAGCCGAAGCUGCCCGCCAUGGCCGUCGACUCCGUGCUGAAGGUCAUCGACCCCAAGACUGCCGACAACGUCGACCUGAAGAACAUUCGGAUAAUCAAGAAGUCGGGUGGCACCAUUGAGGACAGUGAGAUGACCGACGGUUUGGUGCUCUACCAGCCUGUCGUAAAGAGCGCGGGCGGCCCGACCAUGAAAGAGAAGGCGCGAAUUGGUCUGAUACAGUUCCAGCUCAGCCCUCCCAAGCCAGACAUGGAGAACCAGAUCGUCGUCAACGACUACAGGCAAAUGGACAAGAUCCUCAAGGAAGAGCGAACCUAUCUUCUCAACAUGGUCAAGAAGAUUCAGAAGGCGAAGUGCAAUGUGCUUUUCAUCCAAAAAUCCAUUCUACGCGACGCAGUCAACGACCUGAGUCUGCAUUUCUUGUCAAAACUCAAGAUUCUCGUCGUCAAGGAUAUUGAGCGUGAGGAGAUCGAGUUCAUCUGCAAGAGCACUGGUUGCAAGCCCAUCGCCGACAUCGACUCAUUCACAGAGGACAAGCUUGGCUCCGCAGAUCUUAUCGAGGAGGUCCAGGCAUCGGGCGCAAGAUACGUCAAGGUUUCGGGUGUGAAAGCCGCCGCCCAAACUGUCUCCAUCGUCUGCCGAGGCGCAAACUCCUUGAUCCUAGAAGAGACAGAGCGCUCGUUGCACGACGCACAUUGCGCCAUCCGUUCGCUUGUAAAGAAGAAGGCCCUCCUUGCAGGUGGCGGCGCGCCUGAAACUGAGAUCGCACACCGACUUUCCAUCAAGGCGCGCGAACUCACAGGUACCGAGGCUAUCUGCUGGAAAGCCUUCGCAGAUGCCAUGGAGGUUAUCCCUACCACUCUCGCGGAAAACGCGGGUUUGAACAGCAUCAAGGUGGUUACAGAGCUGAGGCAUCGUCACGCACAGGACCAGAGGAACGCCGGUGUAAGUAUCAAGAGCGGGGGCGUGAAGAAUGAUAUCGCAGAGGAGAACGUGCUGCAGCCGCUGCUAGUGAGCACAAGCGCCAUUGAGCUGGCCGCGGAGACGGUCAAGAUGAUACUGCGAAUCGACGACAUUGCCCUGUCGAGGUAGAGGUAAACGCGCGUUCGAAGGGUCAUGUGCAUAGACUAGCGCUGCGAUAGUAAAAAUACCACGAGAGCAAUGAGACGAUAAUGCCAGAUACC
Molecule: messenger RNA, 1728 nt
Organism: Paraphaeosphaeria sporulosa
Lineage: Eukaryota; Fungi; Ascomycota; Dothideomycetes; Pleosporales; Didymosphaeriaceae
Product: t-complex protein-like protein 1
Exons: 6
Coding region: 35-1636 (533 amino acids)
Biological process (GO): protein folding
Cellular component (GO): chaperonin-containing T-complex
Molecular function (GO): ATP binding; ATP-dependent protein folding chaperone; ATP hydrolysis activity
Source: RefSeq, a predicted model, not a curated record